Molecule: messenger RNA, 1872 nt
Organism: Penicillium soppii
Lineage: Eukaryota; Fungi; Ascomycota; Eurotiomycetes; Eurotiales; Aspergillaceae
Product: putative FAD monooxygenase
Exons: 6
Coding region: 1-1872 (623 amino acids)
Molecular function (GO): FAD binding
Source: RefSeq, a predicted model, not a curated record
AUGGCCUCUCCUGAGACGUUUGAUGUUAUCAUAGUUGGCGCAGGUCCAUCUGGGUUGAUGGCCGCCACUUGGAUGGCUCAGACUGGAAUCAAAACCUUGGUUAUUGAGAGAAAACUGUCACACACCAAGGCAGGACAUGCCGAUGGGUUAGAAAGUAGGACACUUGAGAUAUUGGACAGUUUUGGAAUUGGUGCAGCCAUUUGGACAGAGGCAAAUAGGACUAUUGAAGUUUGUCUUUGGGACCAAUUCGACGGCAGAAUCCGCAGGAAUAAUGUCUCGAUCAAUCACAGUAAUGGAUUGUCCAGAUAUCAAGAGGUUACAUUGGGACAGGGGAGGGUGGAACAGCACUUUCUGGGGCUUUUACAACGUCAUCAAAACAUUGAGAUUAAGUGGGGCAUGGCUCCAUUCUCACUGAAUGUCGACUCAGCAAGCCCGGAUGAUAUGAGUGCCUACCCUGUCCAAGUCGAUCUCAAAACAUGUGAUGGGCCAAUCUUAACCCAGGUGCGAGCAAAAUACUUGAUCGGGUGCGACGGUGCUCAUAGCUGGGUUCGAAAAAAUCUAGGAUUGACGCUUGAAGGAGAGACCGAUUCAGAUGAGGAUUGCUGGGGGGUCAUCGACUGCUUACCUAUCACAGACUUUCCCGAUGUCCGGAAGCGAUGCAUCAUCAAGUCCCUUCGAGGGAAUAUCAUGAUAAUACCUCGGGAGCGAAUGAUAGUUCGAUUUUACAUUCAGCUCCCCACAGCAGUUGCUACGAAGUUGAAAGAGAACCAUAACCAAUCGCUGCUGGUUGGUAUUCUGACAGAGAUACUUCACCCAUACACUUUUGCCUCGACCCAAAUUGAAUGGUCAACUGUUUACCGUGGGCUCAUACUUCCGAUUCAGGUCGGAAGACGAAUUUGUCGUACUUUCUCAAUGCAUGAUAGAAUCUUUCUCGCAGGCGAUUCCCUCCAUACUCAUUCUCCAAAGGCUGGCCAAGGCAUGAAUGUCAGCAUACAGGAUUCGUACAAUCUUGGGUGGAAGCUAGCUCUUGUUUUGAAAGGCAAGGCAAUCCCACGGAUCCUGCAGACAUACCAAGAAGAGCGUCUGCCAGUGGCAGAGAGACUAAUUUCCUUUGACCGGCGAAUGUGUCAGGGGGUAUGCUCAUUGCCUGAGACAACUACGCUAAUUACCCCCAAAUUCAACGAUCUGGUUUCUACCCUUGCCGAAGAGAAUUCCUCGGAAUCUGGGCUGGGGGUUACCUAUGCACCCGGCCUUCUAGUGACCUCUGCAGGAGUUCAGGCAACUCAUAAAACACUCUGCCUAGAGAACACCUCGCUUCCUCAUAGCAAACCCUAUCUUGCUCAACACGUCAACCUUGGGCGCAGGCUACCAAGUGAAAUUGUGAUAUGUCAAAGUGACUCUCGUCCCUGGCAUCUGCAAGAGCAACUCCUCAGCACAGGCCAAUGGCACCUCGUCGUAUUUGGGGGCGAUAUUGCGAGCAAAGCUCAGAUGACCCGUUUGAAGCAUUUAUCCAAGAAACUCUCCCAACCAUGGUCAUUAAUAAGCCGUCUAAAUCGGUGGACACAAGAGAGUUUGGUUGGAACUAUCGGGAUUUAUCUUGUACACACCGCAUUCAAAACGUUUGAAUGGAUGGACACCCCGGCCAUCUUCAGACCAUUUGACCCAGCGAAAGGCUAUGACUACACAAAAGUCUUUGUGGAUCGUCAGGGUGACCGGCAAAUUUCUGGUAAUGCUUACCAGAGAUAUGGUAUUGGCCCUCAGGGCUGUAUGAUACUCCUACGCCCGGACCAGCAUGUCGCUUUCAUUGGAGAUCUAGAAGAUACGGAUCAACUGGAUGCUUUUUUCCACGAAUUCUCGGGGCCCAAAGUAUAG